GAAUGUCGUCAUAACCUUGCAUUCAACUCGUCGAUCGAGACUGAACGCUUAAUUCCCGUUGUGUCGCUUCCAGCGAAGAACGGCGUUCUCCAUCCGAAAGUUGCGAUCCUAUGGGAAGGUGAGAACUGUUUCCGAGAGUUCCAUUCUCCAGUCUAUGAUUCUUCAGAAGUAGACUAUGUUGUAUGUGAUUAA
Strongylus vulgaris is the source of this 192-nucleotide messenger RNA. Lineage: Eukaryota; Metazoa; Nematoda; Chromadorea; Rhabditida; Strongylidae. The record is from the annotation of a GenBank genome assembly.